AUGUCUAUAGUCCUUUACAGUCGGGGCCAAUCAUUUGUUUAUGGAUUCACUUACACUGUUACGUGGAAGCUAAGCUUUCCCACCACUAGUUUUUCAAGAACCCAAUCCCGUUUCAUCACUUUCAAAGUUCUGGCAGUGGACAUGAACUCGUUGGCAUUUUCAAUUGGGAAUUACACUCCCAGAAACCUCAGCACACCCAAUACAACACUGCUCAUUAAGAAUCUUGACACAACAAAAGCAUCGACUAUCAAAUUCUCAAGCCACCACCUAGAAAACUUUUCUCAACAGCCUCAGCUGAAAGAAACCCAAAGUGUUUUCAAUAGAAGAGAAGCAAUUGGUCUUGGCUUCUGCGCAAGCUUUCUUGAUGUUCUCUUGCAACAAGAGCUCCCUGCAAAAGCAGAAGAAGCUCCAUGUGAACUAACAGUUGCUCCUUCAGGUCUUGCUUUCUGUGACAAAAUUGUGGGAACUGGCCCUGAGGCUGUCAAGGGACAACUCAUUAAGGCGCAUUAUGUCGGGAAAUUGGAGAGUGGUAAGAUUUUCGAUAGCAGCUACAAUCGUGGGAAGCCUCUCACGUUUCGAGUUGGGGUUGGCGAGGUCAUCAGAGGCUGGGACCAAGGUAUUCUAGGUGGUGAUGGAAUUCCUCCUAUGCUAGCUGCUUUGUUCUCUUUGAUGGAUUUUAGGGGAAAGCGUAAAUUGAAGCUCCCUCCAGAAUUGGCAUAUGGCGUGAGAGGGGCUGGUUGCAAAGGAGGGUCUUGUAUCAUUCCUCCAGAUUCAGUUCUGUUAUUCGAUGUAGAGUUCAUUGGAAAGUUUGAGAUGAUUCCUUUAGAUGGAAUUAAAAUAUGUGUAACUCUGAGGAUGAAUAGCUUUGAAGGUUGUAUUUGA
This is a messenger RNA of Dovyalis caffra, 882 nucleotides long. Lineage: Eukaryota; Viridiplantae; Streptophyta; Magnoliopsida; Malpighiales; Salicaceae. The record is from the annotation of a GenBank genome assembly.